This is a messenger RNA of Antechinus flavipes (yellow-footed antechinus), 2565 nucleotides long. Its product is annotated as zinc finger CCCH domain-containing protein 18-like. The record is from RefSeq and is a predicted model, not a curated record. NCBI's taxonomy places the organism in Eukaryota, Metazoa, Chordata, Mammalia, Dasyuromorphia, Dasyuridae. Bases 60 to 1697 code for a protein of 545 amino acids. The transcript is spliced from 5 exons.
CAAAGCCAUGAGGUCUCCUGCCCCUCCUCUGACUGGAAAGCUUCCCCCCCUCCCUCCAGAUGAUGUCGAGAGCAGUCGGUGAUUCCAUCCCGUUCAUGACCCAGUUGGAGUGCCCAGGCUGGAAAGGAGAGGAGAAAAAAUCAUUCUAUAAGGAUCCCACGAUGGACUCUCCUGGGAUUCAAGUGGGAGAGGAAGGACAGUCCACCAUCACCAUCUGGACCCUCUUCAGCAUUAUCUCUAGCAUCCUGAGCCGGCCCAAGGCUUCCAAAGUAUCCAUGCCAACGACUUCAAAUUCAGGGCGUUCCAGUGCUGAGCCCUGUGUGGUUCCCCACCAGACCUCAUCUUCCUGGCUGGGCAACCGCCAACCAUUCAAGAACAUCUUUUAUUCUUCAGAAUCUUUUAAUGAAUACCUGUACUCUAGCUCCCAGUUCCAAAAAGAUUUUCCCAUGGCUUGGAAAAAUGAACACCCACAGAGACGUGCCAACGGCCUCCCCAAGGUCCUACCCAACAACCAUGUCCAACAUAGUCGGCACGGGGUUCCAAGCAAAACUCCACUAACUACCGAGUCCCAAAGGAAGAGGUCUUCCAAGUUGCACUUAGAACAGACCAUGGCCUCUACAGAGCCUGAGAAAGCGGCAGAGUUAAACCAUGAGUGGCUCACCCAACAAGAGGACAAGUCCUUGAUGGCUUCAAAGAAGACCAGUUCCAAGCCCACAUCCUCCGAAUCUACCAAAAUGCCCCACGUUUCCACCCAGACCUCCCUCUCCCCAUACCCUGAGGCCUCUCCUAACCAUCUUAUUAAAGCUUCAGAGCCUUCCCCCUCCCAAUCCCCUAAGACCCCACAGCCCUUUCCCUCCCCCACACAGCCCUCCUCCUUCACCAAGGUCCUACAACCCUUCCCCUCUGCCAAGGUCACACUUGAACAGUCCACCAAAGUGUCACCCCCCCAGGUCACCAGAUCCUUACCCAAACAGUCCAAGAAGCCCUCAUUCCAUCCAACUACCAAGACCUCACCUGACCAGUUUACCAAGGACUCAAAUGCACACCCCAGGAAGGCCUCAACUGGCCAGGCAGGCAGGUCACACUCCGGUCACUCCCUUAAGUCCACUGCUGUCUCAUUCACACUAUACUCUCCAGACUCCACCACUCACUCAAAGGAAGCUUCACUCCACCCGUUUACUAAAGUCUCAUCCAAACACUCCAAGAAGUCCUCCUUCCACCUCUUUGGCAAAGCUUCACCCAAACACUCCAAGAAGUCCUCCUUCCACCUCUUCACCAAAGCUUCACCCAAACACUCCAAGAAGUCCUCCUUCCACCUCUUCACCAAAGUCUCACCCAAACACUCCAAGAAGUCCUCCUUCCACCUCUUCACCAAAGCUUCACCCAAACACUCCAAGAAGUCCUCCUUCCACCUCUUCACCAAAGCUUCACCCAAACAUUCCAAGAAGUCCUCCUUCCACCUCUUCACCAAAGUUUCACCCAAACACUCCAAGAAGUCCUCCUUCCAUCCAACUACCAAGAUCUCACCUGACCAAUCUACCAAGGACUCAAAUGCACACCCCGAGAAGACCUCCCUCGGCCAGGUAGACAGGUCACCUUCUAGUCACUCCCUUAAGUCUACUGCUGUCUCACUCACACUGUACUCUCCAGAUUCCCCUAGUCACUCAAAGAAGACUGAUCAGUCCAAGAAGAUCUAAAAGCCCCCUCCAACAAAACCUCUCCCAGAGCCUUAUCCUAACCAUCUUGCAGAACUUUACCUAUCGGUCCAGAACGGCUUCAUCUUACCCAUCUACAAAGGCCUCGUGUCAUACCAAGUUGGUGAAUCCUGAUCAGUCCAAUGUGCCAGAGGAGACUCUCUACCCCCAAACUGGGGAGUUCUCUCCAUGGGCUCUGGGACUCACUCAUUGAACAUUCUGGAAUCAGAUUAAGCCUCCACAUAAGAAAGUCCAAAGUCCCAAGCCUUUUAUCCCUUGCUUUCUCAAGGUCCCAAGUAUCCCACUCCUUAAUUCCUCCUAGAGAGCUAAAUAUUCCUCCCCUUCAACCCUCAUUUGUCUCUGAAAUCAAAUCAUCUCUCCCCACAUCUCAAGCUCCCCGAGAGAACAGGGUAUCCUUUGUCUUAAUCCCAUCCUCUUUAAGGACUUAAUGGACUAAUUGCAACUCUCCUCUCUCAAUCCCUCCAGUUUACCUUUGCUCACACCCAUGACUCACAACCUCGGUCAAAAAUUCCAUGGUAGGAUCCUGAGUUAAGGUAAUGAAUGUCAUGAUCAUGACCCUAGAGUCCAAACUUCCAUCCCGUUAACCCUCUCAGACUCAGAUACCUAGUCUUCAAAUUCCCUUUACUACAACUCGGGGUCUAGGCCAACAGCUCUGUCCUCCUUGAAGACCUUAGGCCACCAAAUCCCUUUACUAUGACUUUCCUCUUUAAUAGGUACCUUGGUGUUGGGGAGAUGCUUUCACUUCCCCUAGCCCACUGGAAGAUGAGAUCCAAAGAUGCUCUUGGCCUGAAAUGUAUUUGGGACUGAUAAGGGACUUAUGGUUCCCAGACCAACCUAUUAAAAAUCUAUG